CCACACACAAGCUCUUGCUCCUUAUAGACGAUCUUUGACGGAAACGGCAAUUUUUUUUGGCGCGCAAUGUUGUGAGUCGGAACUUCAACGCGGGAGUCGCUGUCUUCAGUUGUGGAGUAUUAUUAUUAUUUUACUUUUAUGUACUGUAUUUAACAAUUUUAGUCGUCGAUUUAGCGAUUCGGGGAAGAGUUUGUCGCCAACAUGCAGCGCAGCAUAGCAUCGUUCUUUCAGCCCAAGACCAAGGACAAGGAUGUUCAGAAGAAAGCCAAUGACAAGCAAGUGAUAAAGCCUGUCAAAAGUCCACUCAAGGCUCAAAAUGGAGUUCAGGAGGAGGACUCGCCCGUCAAGAAGGUUCCCAAACGUACCCGGCGGAUUUUAGACAGUGAUGACGACGAGCAAGAAGUGAACCCCACCAAACAACAAGUCAAAGAGGAUUUGUUCAAGGCAGUGCCCGCCCUGAUGUCUCCGCCACCACCUCCCCGGGCCCCCGCCACGCCCGCCACACCCGCCUCUCCCGCCUCCUCCAUGUCCCCGGAUACUCCCAACUCUGUCUCAUCUUCUGGGGGCAUCAGCAAACGGAAGACAGCAAGGAAGAUGUUUCCCAAAAGAAAACUGGCCGACAGCCUCGCCGGCAGCGACGGUCAACCGCAGGAAGAUGCCACCAACACGCAGACUGUGCCGACGGCCGAGGGACAACCGAGCAAGCGAGCCCGUGUGGAAGACGGUGACGAUGACAACAACACGGAAAGGAAGAUGUUUCUCAAAAGAAAACUGGCCGACAGCCUCGCCGGCAGCGACGGUCAACCGCAGGAAGAUGCCACCAACACGCAGACUGUACCGACGGCCGAGGGUCAACCGACCAAGCGAGCCUGUGUGGAAGACAGUGACGAUGACAACAACACGGACAAGGUCACAAAGCAAGAAAGAGACGAUGAGGCAGAGGCGAAGAGGCAGGUGAGGAUGCCGGACAAAAACCAAGAGGAAGCAGAGGAUGUGGAAAAAAAGCUCGAAGAUGGUGAAGAGGAGAAGAGGGAUGUAAAAGAGCCAAAAGAGAAAGCCAAGAAAGCGCCAGUCAGCAGCUUCUUUGCUCCUAGAAAGGCUUCAGUGAAGACCGUGAAGAAACGUGAUGGAGAGAAGAAAAACAAGACAACAACUUCCCCAUCUGUGGAGGACAGCAAAGAUGCACAAAGUGAGUCACUGGUGACCGAGACGGAUUACAACCCUUCCAGAACCAACUACCACCCACUGGAGCACGCCUUCUGGAAGGAAGGACAAAAAGUCCCUUACCUGGCGGUGGCUCGCACCUUUGAGAAGAUUGAAGAGGACUCUGGCAGACUGAGGAACAUCGAAACUCUGGCCAACCUGUUCCGCUCUGUGCUACUGCUUUCUCCAGACGACUUGCUGUGCUGUGUAUACUUGUGUUUAAACCAACUGGGACCCGCCUAUCUUGGCCUGGAGCUUGGGGUUGGAGAGACGGUGCUGAUGAAAGCUGUCGCGCAGGCCACGGGACGACAGCUGGACAAGAUCAAGGCAGAGGCUCAAGAGCGCGGAGACCUCGGUCUGGUGGCCGCGAGCUCCCGAAGUAACCAGCGCACCAUGUUCAGGCCAGCCAGCCUCACAGUGGGUGGCGUCUUCAAGAAGCUCAAGGAGAUUGCAGGCAUGAGUGGUCACUCGGCCAUGAAUAAGAAGAUUGACAUCAUCAAAGGACUCUUCGUGGCCUGCCGUUUCUCCGAGGCUCGCUACAUCGUGAGGUCACUAGUGGGAAAGCUGAGGAUUGGAUUGGCCGAACAGAGCGUGCUGUCGGCAUUGAGUCAAGCUGUCUGCCUCACGACGCCCGAGAAGGGCAACUCCCCCGCCGUGAUAGACGCCGGCAAAGGGAUGACCACUGAGAGCCGACGAGCUUGGAUUGAAGAGAAGAGCCUCAUUCUUAAGCAGACUUACUGUGAGAUGCCCAACUACGACAUCCUCAUCCCGGUCCUUCUCAAAGAAGGCAUUGACCAGCUGCCCAAUCAUUGCAAGCUCACCCCAGGCGUACCCCUGAGGCCCAUGCUGGCGCACCCCACUAAGGGUGUUGGGGAGGUGAUGAAACGCUUCGAUGAGGCGGCAUUCACCUGCGAGUACAAGUACGACGGCGAGCGUGCGCAAAUUCACAUCCUGGAGAGUGGUGAGGUUCAGAUAUUCAGUCGCAACCAGGAGGACAACACCAGCAAGUAUCCCGACAUCAUCUCUCGUAUUCCCAAGGUGAAGAAAGACUCUGUCGUCUCAUGUGUUCUGGACUCUGAGGCAGUAGCAUGGGACCGUGAGAAGAAACAGAUCCAACCCUUCCAGGUUCUCACCACGCGUAAGAGGAAGGAUGUUGAUGCAUCAGACAUCAAAGUCCAAGUAUGCGUGUACGCCUUUGAUCUUCUCUACCUCAACGGAGAGUCUCUGGUUAGACAGCCGCUCUGUCGGCGCCGGGCGCUACUGCGAGAGUCCUUCGCCGAAGUGGAGGGAGAGUUUUUAUUUGCCCGAUAUCUCGACUCAGACAACACUGAGACCAUUGCAGAAUUCUUGGAGCAGUCUGUUCGAGACUCAUGCGAAGGCCUAAUGGUGAAGACUCUGGAGAAGGAUGCCACCUAUGAAAUCGCCAAGCGCUCCCAUAACUGGCUCAAGUUAAAGAAGGAUUACCUGGAGGGUGUUGGCGACACAGUGGACCUGUGUGUUAUCGGCGCCUACCUGGGUAAAGGCAAGAGGACGGGGACCUACGGCGGCUUCCUGCUGGCCUGCUACGACGAAGACAAUGAAGAGUUCCAGUCGGUCUGCAAGAUUGGGACCGGCUUCAAGGAUGAAGAUCUGGAGCAGCACCACAAAUUCUUGAAGGAACACAUCCUGCCCAAGCCCCGCCCCUACUACCGUGUGGACCAAUCGGCUGAGCCCGACGUGUGGCUGGAUGCCGUGCAGGUUUGGGAAGUGAAGUGUGCCGACCUGUCGCUGUCGCCCGUGUACAAGGCCGCCACGGGAUUGGUGGAUCCAGAGAAAGGGAUCUCCCUACGUUUUCCUCGCUUCCUUCGCAUCCGAGAUGACAAGAAACCCGAAGACUCCACCAGCGGAGCUCAGAUUGCCGACCUGUACAAGAAGCAGCAGCAGAUCCAGAAUCAGGGAGACAAAGCCGACACGGAGGACUACUAUUGACCUGAAUAUAUUAUCAAUAAUAAUCCCCGUCAUCAAUAAUUGAUAUCAUUGAUAUCAGCCUGAAUGUAAAUAAUGAAUAACAUUUUGUCAACUUGAAUGGAAAUAAAGGCUCCUUUUCCACA
This is a messenger RNA of Syngnathoides biaculeatus (alligator pipefish), 3293 nucleotides long. RefSeq names its product ligase I, DNA, ATP-dependent (gene lig1). Gene Ontology annotation, biological process: Okazaki fragment processing involved in mitotic DNA replication; DNA recombination; DNA biosynthetic process. The coding region runs from base 202 to 3171 and encodes 989 amino acids. Gene Ontology annotation, cellular component: mitochondrion; nucleus. The transcript has 27 exons. NCBI's taxonomy places the organism in Eukaryota, Metazoa, Chordata, Actinopteri, Syngnathiformes, Syngnathidae. Gene Ontology annotation, molecular function: ATP binding; DNA binding; DNA ligase (ATP) activity. The record is from RefSeq and is a predicted model, not a curated record.